UCCAUAUUUAUAUGAUUGCAUUUUUUUUUAACCCUCUUGCAAGAAACACAUAUCAUUUAUUAUUUAUAUAUAUUACACACAGAGAGGUUACAAGAAAAACCCAUUCAUCAGUCUUUUAUAUUAUUGUUAUCUGUAUUCUCCUCUCUGAUUCAUCGGCAACAAACAAAAAAAUGGGUGCAGACGCAAUCCAAACGAACGGUCACGAUCAAGCCAAGUUGUUAACCGGCGGUGAAAAGAUCCAACGGCUGAGAUGUUUCGUCAAGAACUACGAAUGGGGCAAACUCGGACCGGACUCAUUGGUUGCGAGACUCCAAGAGGCGAAUUCAGGAGGAAAGGUCGACGCGGCGGUUCCUCACGCCGAGUUUUGGAUGGGUACUCAUGAGUCUGGACCGAGUCAUGUUGAAUUCGGGUCGGGUCAGAAUGAGGGUUCUGAUAAUAAUAAAUGCAUGGUUACGUUAAAAUCGUGGGUUUUGGAUAAUCCGGAUUCGCUCGGGUCCGGAGUCGUGGGCAAGUGGGGUUGUGAUCUCCCUUUCCUCUUCAAGGUAUUGUCAGUGACGAAAGCAUUGUCGAUUCAGGCGCAUCCAAAUAAGGCCUUAGCAGAGAAAUUGCAUAGAGAAGAGCCUCUUCUGUACAGAGAUAAUAACCACAAGCCUGAGAUUGCUCUCGCUGUCACUCCUUUUCAAGCCCUUUGUGGUUUUGUAAGUCUUAAGGAGCUGAAGGAGGUUAUCACCAAUGUGCCAGAGAUUACAGAGCUUGUUGGAAGCAAAGCUACAGGUCAAAUCUUCAAAGUCAAUGAACACGAUGAAGACGUAAAAGUUAAAUUGGUUGUCCGAUUGAUCUUCACGCAGCUGAUGUCUGCAAGCAGCAGCGAGACAAAGCAAGUGGUAUCUCGGAUGAAGAUUCGUCUUAUUUCAGAGACCAAACACCGUGAAUUAUCGGAUAAGGAGAAGUUAGUUUUGGAACUGGAGGAACAGUACAAAGGCGACAUAGGUGUGAUAUCAGCCUUCUUCUUUAACUAUGUCAAGCUUAAUCCUGGAGAGGCUUUGUAUCUGGAUGCGAACGAGCCGCACGCUUACAUCUCUGGGGACUGUGUUGAGUGUAUGGCGGCUUCGGACAAUGUAGUUAGAGCUGGUCUUACUCCUAAACACCGGGAUGUUCAAACACUUUGCUCUAUGCUUACCUACAAACUGGGGUACCCGGAGAUUUUGAAAGGGUUUCCUCUAACUCCUUACGUUACGAGGUAUCUUCCACCAUUCGAUGAGUUCGAAGUAGAUCACUGUGAUCUUCCUAGAGGAAAAUCGACGGUUUUCCCAGCAGUACCGGGUCCUUCGGUUUAUCUGGUUAUUGAAGGAGAAGGGAAAUUACAAACCGGGAAAUUACAAACCGGUUCAACUCAAUUGUUGGUUAGCCAAGGAGAUGUUUUGUUUGUUCCAGCUCAUAACGAGAUUCACGUAACCGGUGAAAGUGAUUUGAUGAAGCUUUACAGAGCUGGAGUUAGCAGCAGAUUCUUCCAAACGUUAUAGGCUAAAAUUUAAGAGCACAUUAACUUUAUACUAGUUACUAUAUGCAUAUAAUUUGAUAAACAUUCAUUGGUACCAAAUCUAUAAAUUUGAAGGAACUGUGUUGUUUAAUUUCCCGAUGGCCCAUUGCAAAUUAAAAAGUUCAAGGGGUUUUUUUUUUAUAUAUUUCUUUUUAUUUAAACGAACUAUAUAUGUGAUUGUAAACCUUUAUAUGUUAAACAAUGUUAACAUAAUA
Messenger RNA from Camelina sativa (false flax), 1755 nucleotides. NCBI's taxonomy places the organism in Eukaryota, Viridiplantae, Streptophyta, Magnoliopsida, Brassicales, Brassicaceae. The record is from RefSeq and is a predicted model, not a curated record.